UCCCGACCAGUCGUUGAUCGCACCACAGACAAAAUGGCGAUCAAGCACAACCAGACCAUCGUCAAGAACCACUUCCGCAAGGAUUGGCAGCGUCGGGUUCGAUGCCACUUCGACCAGCCCGGCAAGAAGGCUUCGAGACGCAGCGCCCGCAAGGCUAAGGCUGCUGCCGUUGCCCCUCGUCCCAUCGACAAGCUCCGACCUGUUGUGCGAUGCCCUACCGUCAAGUACAACCGCCGUGUUCGUGCCGGCCGUGGUUUCACCCUGGCUGAGCUGAAGGCCGCCGGUAUCCCUCGCCUGUACGCCCCCACCAUCGGCAUCUCCGUCGACGCCCGCCGCCAGAACCUGUCCGAGGAGUCCCUUGCCGCCAACGUGGAGCGCCUCAAGGCCUACACCGCCCGCCUGAUCCUGUUCCCCAAGAAGAGCAACAAGCCCAAGAAGGGUGACUCCUCCAAGGAGGAUCUCAAGGCCGUCGAGAGCGCUGUUGCCUCCACCGGCGCCGCUUUCCCCAUCGUCCACGCCGACAAGACCAUCAAGACGAUCAAGACCUCCGAGCUGCCCAAGCCUAUCGAGGGCGGUGCUUACCGCAAGCUGCGUGACGAGCGCUCCAACAAGCGCAACGAGGGUGCGCGC
Molecule: messenger RNA, 630 nt
Organism: Cryphonectria parasitica EP155
Lineage: Eukaryota; Fungi; Ascomycota; Sordariomycetes; Diaporthales; Cryphonectriaceae
Product: ribosomal protein L13e
Exons: 5
Biological process (GO): translation
Cellular component (GO): ribosome; cytosolic large ribosomal subunit
Molecular function (GO): RNA binding; structural constituent of ribosome
Source: RefSeq, a predicted model, not a curated record